Messenger RNA from Penicillium atrosanguineum, 1674 nucleotides. RefSeq lists its product as uncharacterized. Bases 1 to 1674 code for a protein of 557 amino acids. Lineage: Eukaryota; Fungi; Ascomycota; Eurotiomycetes; Eurotiales; Aspergillaceae. The record is from RefSeq and is a predicted model, not a curated record. Gene Ontology annotation, molecular function: monooxygenase activity; oxidoreductase activity, acting on paired donors, with incorporation or reduction of molecular oxygen; heme binding. The transcript is spliced from 2 exons.
AUGACGGUUGCAAACUUAGCUAUUUCCCCAGCCUCUCUCAUCUACCUUACCUUGCUGGUUCUUGCCGGUCAUGUCGUGACCUUCAUUCUUAACACUCUUCGUCCGAAAGCUUUCCCUCCUGGGCCGCGCGGGCUUCCCGGCCUCGGCAACCUCCUCCAGGUCGAUAGAACUUUCCCCUUUCUCACCUAUAGCAAAUGGGCCAAAGAUUAUGGAAGCAGCACUCCCCUGGGAAUCAAGAAGGGCGCAACCAAUGUCGUCAUAUUGAACAGCAGCCGUCUAGUCCGUGAACUAUUUGAAAAGCGCGGUGCUGUGUAUAGUGACCGUCCUUGGCAGUUCAUGAACAGCACCUGGAUCUUCAAAGACGACCUCAAAGCCGCCAUCUUUCAGAACAGCUCGUCCUGGCUCACCUCUUGGCGCAGGGACUUCAACAAAACUUUCGGCCUAGCGGCCAUCACGAGGCUCCGGCCUGUCUACGAGGCCGAGACAGCCAGGCUCCUGGUCAAGUUGCUUGAGGCCCCGAACGCGAGAAGGAAGGAUCUAGAAGCCAUUCUCGUUUGUUGGAUGAUGAGCGUGCCGUGCCUGGGAGUGUGUGGCAGGCGCCCGGAUUCCAUGGGCGAUCAUGGCUUUGGAAUCAAACAGUUCAGACAUUGUAGUGACGAGUACGCCACCCUGGUCGCACCGAACAUAGGGGACUUGUUCCCAUUUCUGCGCUACCUUCCCGAGUUCUUCGGGAUGGCCGAGUGGAAAGAAAAAGCUCGAGCCGCCAGGGAGGCGAUUCUUAAGACGGGUACCCAGUUUCUGAGCGCUGCCAGGGAACAGCGCGCGGCUUUAGACGAGGGCAAGUCGAUCGCAUGGGAGAGCGUGCUGGCAAAGAUGUUGAGGGAUCAGCACGAGAAAAAUGAUGACAUGUUCACGGUAACAGACAUGGGCAACACCGCGUUUCACAUCGUAUCAGCAGCGACGAACACGUCGCUAGCUGUGUUCUCGAUCAUGCUGAUGAUUCUCGCAAAAGACCCACAACUUCAGCAACGAGUCAGAAACGAGGUGCUUGAGGCGUCGGGAGGCGCAACCCCCACAGCAACCGAUAUACCUGACCUGAAGUAUACAGACGCGUUUUGGAACGAGGUCCAUCGCUGGCGUCCCGUCGCUCCGCAAGGGGUCGCCCACGCUACGUCGCAGGACGACAUUUAUAAUGGCCAUCGCAUCCCCAAAGGCACUGCCGUUGUCAUGAACGUAUGGAGCAUUCACCACUCUGAGGUGGACUACGAUGAGCCCGAGGAGUUUAUUCCGGAACGUUUCCUGCAACACCCGUUAGGGAUGCGGCCGGACCAGACGUUUGAUCCUGCUCACCCAGAUGCGUCAACUGCGCGGGUCACUUGGGACUUUGGGGCGGGGCGGAGGAUAUGCCCGGGGAUGCAUUCAGCAAAGCACAGCUUGCUCCUUGGCCUGGCUAAGGUACUCUGGGCUUUUGACAUUCUGCCAGCCGAGGGAAAGGAAAUCGACUUGAGCUUGGAGACUGGCUUCGUGCAGGAGAUUGCCCUACACCCCAAACAUCUUGAUGUCGUUCUAAAAUUGAGAGAUGAGCGCGCCGAGCAGGAUAUCUUGGAUCACUACUCUCAAACGUAUGCAGCCGAGGCAGAGCUGAUGGGCUGGAAAGACGGCCUAUACAAGUAG